Helianthus annuus (common sunflower) is the source of this 4982-nucleotide messenger RNA. RefSeq lists its product as uncharacterized. The record is from RefSeq and is a predicted model, not a curated record. Gene Ontology annotation, molecular function: helicase activity. The transcript has 8 exons. The coding region runs from base 313 to 4449 and encodes 1378 amino acids. NCBI's taxonomy places the organism in Eukaryota, Viridiplantae, Streptophyta, Magnoliopsida, Asterales, Asteraceae.
AAUUCAACACACACAUCAAAUUCACAGACAAUUGUGAAUUCUCUCUCUUCUCUCUCAUCCCCCACACUCCUACUUUUGCUCUACUGGAUUUGAAUCAGCAAACACACACACAACAACACACAAUCAUUCAAUCAAUCACUCACAGGACCUGUAGUUUUUAGCAGUUAUUGGAACCUUGAUAGUUUUGAGGUGAUUUUGUAAUUUAUCUGUGGGAUUGGGCGUGUGAUGUGUAUCGUUUUGUUAUAAAAGAGCUGGAAAUAGCGGUGGAUUGGUUACGAGAUAGUUGUGUAUUUAUAUUUAUGUAUAUGAGUAAUGACUUCUAAAGGGAGGCCAUUAUUUGAUCUCAAUGAGCCUGCUACGGAGGAGGAUGAGGAGAGUGAUGGUGUGUUCUGUUUUCAGCCUCAAAGGGCGAUUCCGUCUACAACACAUACUUCAGAUUUGUUUAAACCGUCAAAUAGUCCGCGUAGGAUAAUAAACAAUAAUGCCUUUUCUCAUGCGCCUUCUGUUUCGGGCUUUCAGCCUUUCGUUCGGUCAAAAGGAGUACAGGCAUCUGAAACUAAUGAAGAGCGGAAGAAGGAAAUUGGUAUAGGGUCUGUGGUUGAAAAAGAAGAAGGUGAAUGGUCUGAUGCAGACGGCAGUGGUGUGCCUGAAAAGUCAACUUCUGCCCCUGAUGAUGAUAAGUCAGAGGUGAAACCAAUGGCUGUUUUAGUUGAUCAAAGGGUUUCAAGUGUGGCUGCGGUGGUUAGUUUGUCUUCAGAUGUUAAUGAUGUGAAGGAUGAAAAUAGUAAUCAUGGUUAUUUAGGUCUUAAAGCAGAGGGCGGUAGUAUGCCUGAAACGUCAACUUCUGCCCAUGACGACGACAAGUCAGAGGUGAAACCGUUGGCUGUUUUAGUAGAUCAAAAGGUUUCAAGUGUGGCUGCAGUGAUUAAUACGUCUUCAAAUGCACAUGAUAUAAAGGAUGAAAAUAGUAAUAAUGGUUCUACAGGACUUGAUGUCAAUUCAGUCGAUAGGAAAAGUAGUGAUAGUCAAGAAGAUUCUGUGGUGGCUCCAAAACAAAAAGAGAUUAAAGGGGUUGAAGCAAUUCAUGCUUUAAAGAUCGCUAAUAAUCCAGGAAAGCGUCCAAAAAUUGACCUACAACGGGAAGCAAUGUUGGGCAAAAAACGUAGCAGGCAGACAAUGUUUCUUAAUUUAGAAGAUGUCAAGCAAGCAGGAGCCAUUAAAACCUCCGUCCCUAGACGGCAGAACUUUCCGCCACCUGUCACUUCUCGUAUAGUGAAAGAUAAACAGGUUCAGCCACCAAUAACAAAGGAUUCUAAACAGGUGGACCAAUCAUGCAAUGAAAGCAGUGGUAGUUUUAUGGAUUCUUGUGAUAAUAAGUCUGAAUGUAAUAAUGGUGACACGAAUUCGGGAAUUUUAGGUCGUCCAAAAAGGUCAUCCAGUAGUACUGAUCUUGCUGCAGAGGAUAAACCUGUUAUCAAUCAUAGGCAUAGCGUAUUGAAGCAGACAAAGAAUGCACAAGUCACGGGUAGAAAGACUGGUUUAAUCAGUCAGAAUUCUAUUGAUCCUAAAGCAGCUGGAGGCAAAAAGCUUCCUUCUAAAAAGCCAUCGACUGUCGCUACCCAGUAUCAGGAUACAUCAGUGGAACGGCUUCUUCGUGAGGUGACCAAUGAGAAGUUUUGGCAGCAUCCAGAGGAGGCAGAGCUUCAAUGUGUUCCUGGAAGCUUUGAAUCAGUAGAAGAGUACGUUAAAGUAUUUGAGCCCUUGCUUUUUGAGGAAUGUCGGGCACAACUUUACAGCACAUGGGAGGAGUCAACUGAAACAGCUUCUAGAGAUUUGCAUGCAAUGGUCCGUAUAAAAAGUGUUGAGAGACGAGAAAGAGGUUGGUAUGAUGUGAUACUUGCACCUGCAAAUGAGUGCAGAUGGAAUUUCAAGGAGGGUGAUGUGGCAGUUCUUUCGACCCCUAGACCUGGAACAGUCAUACCCAAGAGAAACAACAGUUCAACUACGGGGGAGGAGUCAGAGGUGAGUGGACGUGUGGCUGGCACUGUUAGACGACACAUACCGGUAGAUACUCGUGAUCCUACAGGGGCAAUCCUUCACUUCUAUGUCGGGGAUUCUUAUGAUUCUAACAGGGUUGAUGACGAUCAUAUCCUAAGGAAACUACACCCAAAGGGAAUAUGGUUUCUAACCGUUCUUGGUUCUCUUGCUACAACUCAGAGAGAAUAUAUUGCAUUGCAUGCAUUUCAUAGACUCAAUUCCCAGAUGCAAACCGCGAUUCUUCAGCCGAGCCCAGAGCUAUUCCCCAAAUACGAAGAACAGGCACCUGCAAUGCCCGAUUGUUUCACACCAAACUUUGUUGAUUAUCUUCACAGAACCUUUAACACUCCACAACUGUCAGCAAUACACUGGGCUGCAACCCAUACUGCAGCAGGUACGACCAACGGGUCAACAAAGAAGCAAGAACCAUGGCCCUUUACACUAGUCCAAGGUCCACCUGGAACCGGAAAGACUCAUACGGUGUGGGGGAUGCUGAACGUAAUACAUCUCGUCCAGUACCAGCAUUACUACACCGCAUUGCUUAAAAAACUAGCCCCUGAAAGUUACAAGCAAGCAUCCGAGAGUAUCGCUUCUGAUAACGUUCCGAACGGGUCUAUUGAUGAAGUUCUCCAAAGCAUGGACCAGAACCUGUUUCGAACGCUUCAUAAGCUCUGCCCGAAACCGAGAAUGCUAGUCUGUGCUCCGUCAAAUGCCGCUACCGAUGAGCUGCUUACACGUGUUCUUGAUCGUGGGUUUAUCGAUGGCGAGAUGAAAGUUUACCGCCCUGACGUGGCUCGAGUUGGGGUUGAUUCUCAAACACGAGCAGCUCAGGCAGUGUCGGUCGAGCGUCGAACCGAGCAGCUUUUGGUGAAGAGCCGAGAUGAAGUUUAUGGGUGGAUGCACCAGUUAAAAGGUCGUGAAGCUCAGUUAUCUCAACAAAUAGCAUCGCUUCAAAGAGAACUUAACGUUGCAGCUUUCACGGGUCGGUCCCAAGGUUCGGUUGGUGUGGAUCCUGAUGUUCUUGCAUCUCGUGACCAGAGCCGAGACGUGUUGUUACAAAAUCUUGCGGCUGUGGUUGAAAAUCGGGAUAAAGUACUAGUGGAAAUGUCUCGUCUUUUUAUUCUAGAAGGUCGGUUUCGUGGUGGCGGGAACUUUAACUUGGAGGAAGCUCGAGCUAGUCUAGAAGCAAGUUUCGCCAAUGAGGCUGAGGUGGUUUUCACUACGGUUUCAAGCAGUGGUCGAAAGCUUUUCUCACGCUUAACCCACGGGUUCGACAUGGUGGUCAUCGAUGAAGCGGCCCAAGCUAGUGAAGUCGGCGUGCUUCCUCCUCUUGCUCUGGGUGCAGCCCGGUGCGUUCUUGUGGGGGACCCACAACAACUUCCCGCAACCGUUAUUAGCAAAGCUGCUGGGACCCUGCUAUACAGCAGAAGUCUUUUCGAAAGAUUUCAACAAGCGGGAUGCCCUACAAUGUUACUUUCGGUGCAGUACCGUAUGCACCCUCAAAUACGAGAAUUCCCUUCGAGAUACUUCUAUCAGGGACGCCUUACCGAUAGUGAAAGUAUUGCUAAUUUGCCUGAUGAGGCAUACUACAAGGACCCGAUGUUAAAACCUUAUAUUUUUUACGAUAUCACUCAUGGCCGGGAGUCACAUCGGGGCGGGUCAGUUUCGUAUCAGAAUAUCCACGAAGCCCAGUUUUGCCUUAGGUUAUAUCAACAUCUUCAAAAAAGUGUCAAGUCUCUAGGUAUAGGGAAAGUUUCGGUGGGCAUUAUUACCCCUUAUAAGCUGCAAUUGAAAUGUAUACAACGGGAAUUUGAGGAAGUUUUGAAAUCCGAAGAAGGGAAGGACCUUUAUAUCAAUACUGUUGAUGCUUUUCAAGGGCAAGAACGUGAUGUUAUUAUUAUGUCUUGUGUGCGUGCUUCCAACCAUGGUGUGGGUUUCGUUGCUGAUAUUCGCCGAAUGAAUGUUGCUCUCACGCGCGCAAAAAGGGCACUUUGGGUUAUGGGGAACGCAAGUACGUUGGUUCAGUCGGAUGACUGGGCUGCGCUGAUUGCUGAUGCGAAGGCCAGGGAAUGUUAUAUGGACAUGGACUCGCUCCCUAAAGAUUUUAUGGCGUCUAAGGUGCCACCACCAGCCUAUGGUUCACCACAGACGAGGUUUUCUAACAUGAGGAAUGUGAAGAGACCUGGGUUUAGAUACCGACCAUAUGACCACAUGGAGUCUCGGUCAGAAGAUGAUGAGAAAACAAACUCAUCAUUUGCUCCAAGAAACGGAAAUUACCGCCCUUUCAAGGCACCAACGGAAGGUUCCCUUGAUGAUUUUGAUCAAUCGGGCGAUCGUUCAAGAGAUGCCUGGCAACAUGGCAUUCAGAAGAGACCGAAUUCAACCCCUCUUGGAGGAAAACGCGACCCGUGAUCCCGGUUUAUAAACUGACAAGUUUUUUUGUGGCGGGCUCGCGAAAUUUGAACAAAAGUUGAUUAUGUGUGGCCCGAACCAAUGGAGUUGCUUUAAACGAGCUAGAAACAUCAGAUUUGAAAGAAACUGAUUCGACAUAUGGAUGAUUCCGACUCUCAUAACCCUUUUGAGCCCUAAAAGGGUGCGUCUGGGCUAUUAUGAGCAGUCUCUUUAUUCCAUGAUAUCUACUUGUAGUUGUAUGAGAACUUACCAUGGAUUAUUGAGAAUUCGCAACGUAAACCAUCCAUGGGCACUCAGUUUUUGAUCUUAGUUAAUGACUGAUGAAACAGGGAUAAAAACGAGUUUGAAGGUGUCGAUAUAUACGGGAUACAAAGAUUUAUGAUUUGUUAUUUGGAUGGAUUAAUACAGUAUUAUGUAUAGAAAUGGCGGAGUUGAUGAUUAACAUUCGCUAAUUUAUAAAUUUUGGGGUUGGUGGUGAACCUUGUGUUGUACAUGCUUUUACUUUGAAAAUAAUAUUUAUCACUAUUCCUUUA